GAGCUAGGUACCGGUACGACAUGAAACUAACAGUCGUGACCUUCGCUACAUGUUGAUCUUCCGACCUACGCCUGGAUUCGAACCAUUGCUGGAAUUUUACACAAGCAUCCGGUCGUACUCCGGUCUGUCAUUUCGUCGACGGAUGUUGUAGUCUCUUGUCGGUCCUCUCAUUGUACUCAUCUACGCGUUCUUGCCGUUGUAUCCAUACAAAAUAAACUUGUUCUUUUUCUUGCGCGAGGACCUUGUUUCACCGGAUCUGAAAAAGUAGACGACAAGUUGUACAACUAUCAUGCCGCCUGCGACACAAAAUAAAGUACUAGACGAUGGUCGUGAAGAUGCGCGGCCAAGCUCUCUGCCCGUUGCUGCCUCCCCGUCACCCUCGUCUGAUGAAGUUCUUGCAACUUCUUCUACCAAAAACGUCAGCAGCACCUGGUUCCUCGGCGUCCUGGCCGCCUUUCUCGCGGGGCUGGCCUACGCGACGCAGACGACCCUGAUAGGCGAGACCAAGAAGCAAAACAUCACGUUAUCCCAUGUAAAAACGUCCCCAACCCAUAGUCAAGAUGGGGACUUGGCUACACAAAGCCAGCCUCUUUUGGCUGUCGCGCAUGACAAGUUUGGGCUCGCCGUGUCAUCGCGUUUAGCUAUUGUAGCUGCGUCACAAAUCCUAAUCCAUCCCCUCAUGCUGAUUCUAGCAUAACAAACUGCCAGACAGCAUUACAUACAGAAUGCUCCUCGGGCUUCUGCAUGACAAACAUGUAAGGUUUGCAGGUUUGCAUGACAACUAUGGCGUCGGGAGGUUUUUCCUCAGGAUACACGUAUGAUUCGCAAAUCAUGGUGCUCGCAGCGGAGCUGGUGAAGCUGAUGACAUCGUUGGUGUUAGGGGUGAGGAUGGAGCUGCGGGGGUUUAGGGGACGAAAGCACAAAACCUCCGAGACAGGAGGCCCUGCUACAGCACGACCGAGGAUGGAAACAGAUACAGCCAGCACUAGUAGCUUUGCUGGCACUGUUGAGAUGUUGCCCUCUACUUCUAAGGAGGUGGGAGUAGAUGAGAAACAGCAGAAGUCUACUAGUACAACGUCAUCAUCCACUUCAGCCCCCGCCUUUCUUCACGGCCGCAACAAGUGGUUCUUUCAGGAACUUUUGAUUCUCCUGCCCGCGGCCUGCUACACCGUGCAGAACAACUUGAUUUUCUUGACCCUAUCCAAAGGCUACCUGGAUCCGCCGCACUACCAGCUUUUUUGCAACGCGAAGAUCGCGAUUACGUCGAUCUUGUAUCGAGUGGUCAUGCGGAAAGCGCUAACCGUUAUCCAGUGGUGCGCGCUCGGGUUACUCACGGUUGGAAUGCUGGUGUGUGCGCUGCCGGACGAUGAUAGGACGAGCGGAGAAGCUGAUCUUGCAAGCAGAAGCAGUAGUACGACAGGGACAUCAGAAAGCAGCAAGGACAACACGAAUUUCCUUUUCGGCAUUUUGUGUGUCGCGGGAAUAUCCUGCUGCUCGGGCGUUGCCGGGGUGACGAACGAGUUUUUGCUCAAGACCGCCGACAAUAUGCACUUUGCGAAUGCGAAGAUGUACAUAGCGGGAAUAAUCGUCAGCAUUGUGCUGUACCAUGUCGAAGGACAUAGUCGAACAUCGAACCAAAGGUCAAGAUCCACCGAAAAGAGCUAUUUCUUUAGUAUUACAACGGAAACAACUACCAGCAGCUUCAUCGAAAAUCUUCACACCUUUUCACACCAACUUUUCCUCGACAGCAACACGAGACUACUGCUCCUCGCCUGCCUGCUUUCCCAGGCCUUCCUCGGCAUGUGCAUCUCGUUCAUUUUUAAGUUUGGGAACGUGAUUCUGAAGAUCUAUCAAGCGAGUCUGACCACUUUGCUAACCACGGUUUUGGCGGUUGUCCUUCAAGACUUCAGAAUAUCGAAGCCAUUCGCGUAUGCAUUGCAAGAGUAUCGGACUCGUACAAAUGCUGUCAACACUGCAAGACAGGUUUGCUUUCUUAGCUAAAUCUGCAUGACAAAUUGCAUUUUUUUCUUGCGAAAAUUUCAAUUUGUAAUGCAAGUCUUUCAUACUAGUACGAUCGGAUACUUUUGCAAUGCAUAUCGCACUGGGCUACGUGAUUUUGCUCUUCUCCACCUUCUUUUUCUAUGGAGAUCCGCUGGUGCUGCACAAGCGCGAUCACGAAGUUUUCUCCUCGAUAUGUUGUAGUAGCCCCGGCAGAGCAGGUGGAAGUGACAUGAACGAAAAAGAUUCGCACAGUACGAGUAAGAAGAGAAAGCAAGCUUAGUCCCAGGAAUGGCCUGGGCUCCGUUGAAUGAACGAAUGACGUGAUGUCACGACGUGAAAUAAGUCCACGAAUUCCAUAUGAAUCUUCGGCGGGACUGGAAAUUGUGAAGCUCAAUCUUGUUGAAGUUGAUCUUGUUCUGGCGUGUCAGAGAUGUUCCGC
Molecule: messenger RNA, 2440 nt
Organism: Amoebophrya sp. A120
Lineage: Eukaryota; Dinophyceae; Syndiniales; Amoebophryaceae
Source: the annotation of a GenBank genome assembly